Protopolystoma xenopodis is the source of this 423-nucleotide messenger RNA. NCBI's taxonomy places the organism in Eukaryota, Metazoa, Platyhelminthes, Monogenea, Polystomatidea, Polystomatidae. The record is from the annotation of a GenBank genome assembly.
ACUCACGUUGAUCGCAUUAUACAUCAGAUAUCUGCAAAGGAACAUGACAUGAUUCAAACAGUCAAUAGGAUGGACAUGGAAUUGUACGCACAUGCACGACGCUUGUUUGCACGCCGACUCUGGAAUGCCAUUUGGACAGAUUACAAGCUUAUUCGGGCCGCCUUACUUAACGAGCAGCCGGAACUAGAUGUUCUUUCUCACGUGCUGACCUUUUGUCGAUCCUUUUUCCAAUCAGGGCAGAUAGGAUUUCGGGAGCCGAUGGGUGACAAAAUAAAUGACUGCAUGAAUCUAGAUGAUAUUAUUCUUGAGAGGUUUCUGCUGAAGGAGUUCGACAAUGGGAUUUAUUUGCAAGAAAAUUUCUGGCAUUUACUAACCAAGCGUGGCAGUUCUUCCCCAAAAGAGCAGCUCAUCUCAGACAAAUAA